AUGUCGGUGAUCAAGAAAACCAAUCAUAUCAGCCUACUUUCGCUCUUAUUGUGGAUGGUUUUCGCUUGGCUACUGGUCGUCGAAGUUUCUACCGACCUAGCCAUAGACCGUUCUGUAGACACAGAAAGCGACGAGGGCUCUGCCAACGACCUUGAUCAAGAAGCUAGUCAUGCAACCAGAAUUGUAUCCAAUUCUUCGAGUGAUGAUACCGUUUCAUCACCAUCCUCACAAUCUCGGGGCAUUUUUGACGAUAUGGCCAGUGGUUUGAGCACAUUAUUGAGCUAUGGAAGCAGUCCAGUGUGGUUUGAGCACAUUAUUGAGCUAUGGAAGCAGUCCAGUUGGUAUCGUGGUGAAAAGUUUGAUUGCGCUUUAAGCAUUACUUGUGCUAUUUCGGGCAAAAAGUCGAUGGACCUCUGUAAUGGGGGACUCAUCUGGACUUGCUGUGUGGAUCGCGAAAAAAUCGAUCGAAUUGACCCCGACCUUGGGGCCCUUGACAACGCCAAGUGCGGUCAAAUAGUACAACAAAACAGUAUCGGGAAAAAAUCGGCUCGCAUCGUCGGUGGGCACGAUUCUGCAUUCGGCCACCAUCCUUGGCAAGCGGCCUUGAUCAAACAAUCAUUUCUGAGCAAACGAAUCUCGUGCGGUGGUGCAUUAAUUGGAAAACGUUGGGUGAUCACCGCUGCUCAUUGCGUUUAUUCAACUCCUGUGUCGUCGAUGCGAGUUCGCUUAGGCGAGUGGAACGUCAGAGAACAAAGUGAGCCCUUUCCUCAUGAGGACUAUGAGGUGGAGCGCAAAAUUGAGCACAAGGGCUACGAACCAGCCACUUUCAAAAACGAUAUAGCUCUGGUCCGCUUGAAUCGUGAUGUCAAAUACCGCCAACAUAUCAUUCCCGUGUGUUUACCGUCUCCUAAUGAGGUCUUCACUGACAAACCCGCUGUUGUGGUUGGGUGGGGCCGCACCGCCCAUGGCCAGCUAUCUACACCUGCUCGAUUACAAGAAGUGGAAGUGGAAGUGGUGGACAGCACCUCGUGCCAAGAUUGGUUCCGUCAAAACAACAGAAAGGAGACCAUUUUCCAAAAGGAAUUCAUAUGCGCUGGAUUCGUCACGGGCGGGAAGGAUUCUUGUCAAGGGGACAGUGGGGGACCACUCGUCACGCAGAAAGAUGGACGUGGUGUUCUGAUUGGUUUAGUUUCGUGGGGCAUUUCAUGUGCACGACCAAAAUUACCGGGCGUGUACACUAAUAUAGCUCAUUUCUCAUCAUGGGUUCAACAAAACAUCGUCUAGGGAUGACUAUUCUACAUUCUUUCCAAACGAUGGGUCAGUGAGGCUCUGCCUACAAAAUCACUGAUGCUUACUAGUCAACGUCAUCACCCAGGUGGUUCCUACCUUUUGAGAAUGGCUGACAAACGUUGUCGUCUGAUGUAUCUGAAAGUAUCAUCGAAUAAUAUACUUUGUACAACUUUGA
This is a messenger RNA of Tigriopus californicus, 1465 nucleotides long. RefSeq names its product serine proteinase stubble-like. The transcript has 3 exons. Bases 1 to 1284 code for a protein of 427 amino acids. NCBI's taxonomy places the organism in Eukaryota, Metazoa, Arthropoda, Copepoda, Harpacticoida, Harpacticidae. Gene Ontology annotation, biological process: proteolysis. Gene Ontology annotation, molecular function: serine-type endopeptidase activity. The record is from RefSeq and is a predicted model, not a curated record.